CUCGAGUCCAUUUUGCGGUGGUGCGCGGCGCUUACCGCGCGAUCUUCCGAGCUGGAAGACCUGAGUCCUUGCAGCUGCAGGCUUUGCCGGAGCCUUUAGUUUUUUAUUGUCAGUUGAAACGUGGAAAAACAAAACCCUGAUUGCUUUGCCCUGGGUAAUAGUAACUCUACGGUAAACACCUGCUUGCAGGGACAGAGGAUGUGAUGGAGCUGCUUGAAGAAGAUCUCACGUGUCCAAUUUGUUGCAGUCUGUUUGAUGAUCCUCGAGUUUUGCCUUGUUCACACAACUUCUGCAAAAAAUGCUUAGAAGGUCUCUUAGAGGGGAAUGUGCGGAAUUCGUUGUGGAGACCAUCUCCAUUCAAGUGCCCUACAUGCCGGAAGGAAACCUCAGCUACUGGAGUUAAUAGCCUGCAGGUUAAUUACUCCCUGAAAGGUAUUGUGGAGAAAUACAACAAAAUCAAGGUCUCUCCCAAAAUGCCAGUGUGCAAAGGACACUUGGGGCAGCCUCUAAACAUUUUCUGCCUAACUGAUAUGCAGCUAAUUUGUGGGAUCUGUGCUACUCGAGGUGACCACACCAAGCAUGUCUUCUGUUCUAUUGAAGAUGCCUAUGCUCAGGAAAGGGAUGCCUUUGAGACUCUCUUCCAGAGUUUUGAGACCUGGCGUCGGGGAGAUGCUCUUUCUCGUUUGGAUACCUUGGAAACCAGUAAGAGGAAAUCCCUGCAGUUACUGACUAAAGAUUCAGAUAAAGUGAAGGAAUUUUUUGAGAAGUUGCAACACACAUUGGAUCAAAAGAAGAAUGAAAUCCUGUCUGACUUUGAGACCAUGAAACUUGCAGUAAUGCAAGCUUAUGACCCAGAGAUCAACAAACUCAAUACCAUCUUGCAGGAGCAACGAAUGGCUUUUAAUAUUGCUGAGGCUUUCAAAGAUGUGUCAGAACCCAUUGUAUUUCUGCAACAGAUGCAGGAGUUCAGGGAGAAAAUCAAAGUAAUCAAGGAAACUCCUUUACCUCCCUCUACUUUGCCCACAAGCCCUUUAAUGAAGAACUUUGAUACCAGUCAAUGGGAGGACAUAAAACUAGUAGAUGUGGAUAAACUUUCUUUGCCUCAAGAUACUGGCACGCUCAUAAGCAAGAUUCCUUGGAGAUUCUAUCAGUUAUUUGUGGUACUCCUUCUACUUGGCCUCCUUAUUUUCCUCAUUUUCUUUGGUCCUACUGUAUUCCUAGAAUGGUCUGUAUUUGAUGAACUGGCAAUUUGGAAAGACCAUCUUUCGAAUUUCAGUUUUUAUCUGACUAAAUCAGCUGAUUUUGUAGAACAAUCAGUUUUUUACUGGGAACAAGUGACAAAUGGGUUUUUCAUUUUCAGUGAAACAGUCAACAAUUUUACUUUGGUGGUGCUAAAUAAUGUGGCCGAAUUUGUGUGCAAAUAUAAACUAUUAUAAAAUCU
Messenger RNA from Urocitellus parryii (Arctic ground squirrel), 1441 nucleotides. RefSeq names its product tripartite motif containing 13 (gene Trim13). Gene Ontology annotation, molecular function: zinc ion binding. NCBI's taxonomy places the organism in Eukaryota, Metazoa, Chordata, Mammalia, Rodentia, Sciuridae. The record is from RefSeq and is a predicted model, not a curated record.